Molecule: messenger RNA, 3010 nt
Organism: Hypanus sabinus (Atlantic stingray)
Lineage: Eukaryota; Metazoa; Chordata; Chondrichthyes; Myliobatiformes; Dasyatidae
Product: lamina-associated polypeptide 2, isoforms beta/gamma-like
Exons: 6
Coding region: 57-962 (301 amino acids)
Molecular function (GO): DNA binding
Source: RefSeq, a predicted model, not a curated record
ACGGCGCCUGAGCCAGUGGCGGCGGCCGUUGCUGCGGGGUGUUUGGUGAAGGAACCAUGCCCGAGUACCUGCAGGAUCCCUCUGUGCUCACCAAGGAGCGGCUCAAGACUGAGCUGUUGGCGCAUAGCGUCCGCCUGCCGCUCGGCGACCAGCGCAAAGAUGUCUAUGUGCAGCUCUACCUCAAGCACCUGACGGCCCGCAACAGCCGCCGCAGCCCCGACUUCUCCAGCGACGAGGAGGAGGGCCUGGGCUCGAGCCGCCCGAACAGGAAAUCCACAAAGAAGACGGACAAAACUAAUACAACAAUGAACAAUUUUAUUGAUGUGACUCAGAUAACAAACGAAAACUUGAGAGAACAACUAAUGAAGUAUGGGUAUUCUGUCGGCCCUAUUGUGGAUACCACGAGGAAAGUCUAUGAGAGGAAGCUGGAGCAGCUGAUGGACCAAGCUUCAGCAGUAACUGAGGAAAACCAGCCAAAUGGCAGCACCGAUUCUGAUCAGUUCAGUGACACAGAAGAAGAUGUCAUUGUUGCAAAAGAGCUGUUCCCAACCAAAACCAAGACCCCUGUGACCAGGCAAAGAAAAACAGAUAGCAAUCAGGUGGAACAAAAAGAAGUAGUGAAGGACAACUUGCUGGAGGAAAUGCCCCCCACUGAGGCACCAACACUCACAGGGAUAAGUGCCACUUGCCGUAAACCAAUCAGAGGGGCUGCUGGGAGACCAAUUGAGUUCACGUACAAGGACGCACUUCCGAGAAGGCCUGUACCCCAGCUGCAGCCAUUGUCACAGGUCAAACCAGAGAAGAGAAAAAGCCAACGCUCCGUGCCCAUCUGGAUACAGAUUGUGGUGCUCCUCAUCGUGGCAUUCUUUCUAUUCCUGGUUUAUCAGGCCAUGGAAACAAAUAAAGGCAAUCCAUUCCCUAUGAUUCCAGAGGUCCCUGGACAAGCAGCUGGUAGUCAGUGAGCUGGGUCAUGCAAUAUACAUAACCAUGGGCAUGUCCUCAUCCAGGUCUGAAUGAACAAUUUUGUUUUUGUUUCAAAGUGGACAGGCUGGGGACAGGGUUAAGAGAGAUAGCUGAAGGAAAUCGAUUAUGAGGUAAUGUUCCUUAAUGUUGCAGAAAAGGAAAUUGGGCAGCUGAACUAAAAUGGACAUAUUCAUGCCUUUGCACUUCAGGAUCACUUGAUUCAAAUUUAAAGCCUCGGGUUUGUUGGUAAAUUAUUUUUCUAAAUUUGAACUUUUUUUUUAAGAAAAAAUUAUCACAGUACAAUUGGCACAUUCAAGGUAACAAAUGUACACUGAUAUUUGCUUUGCAUGUUUGUAGAAUUUUUAAGUAGUUUUCAAUAAAGAUUGUAUAUGAAGUCAGUAAUUCGCAACGCACAAAAUGCUGGAGGAGCUCAGCAGGCCAGAGAGCAUCAAUAGAAAGGAGCAAUCAAUCGACGUUUCGGGUUGAGAACCUUCAUCAGGACUGGAAAGAAAAAUCAGAAUUUAGAGUUAGUCCUUUUUACUCUGACUUUCUCUUACAUCUUUCUUUCCAGUCCUGAUGAAGGAUCUCAGCCCAAAACGUUGACCGAUUACUCUUUUCCAUAGAUGUUGCCUGGCCUGCUGAGUUCUCCAGCAUUUGUGUGUAUUGUUUUGGAUUUCCAGCAUCUGCAGAUUUUCUUGUGUAUGAAUCUUUUGUACUUUUUUAAGAUACUUUUAGCGCAUUCUUUAGGCAUGAUUAAUUUUCUAAAAGUAACAUGAUAAUGUAGACUUUGAAUAGUGUUGCUAAGGUAUUUCAGGAUUAAGACAGUAGGAAGCAUAACUGUAGCAUAAAUUUGAAAGACAAUUUGAGUAGACUGCAAAUUGUGUUGUGAGCCUUUGAAUAUAAGCUCUGAGACAUCAGAUAUUUUUCUUACUACCUUCACUGUGAUGUUUUCUUUGUUUUAUUACUAAGCAAUACAUAUUUACAGUUGAAAAUAUAGACGUGAAUUUUAAUUUUGGAGUGUCUUUUUAGAAGCGUGUUAGCAUUGCUGUCUGUUUGUAUUGAAGUAAUAUGACUUGAAUAUUGAUGGUAAUAGUAUUAUACAUCUUCGUAACAUAUUUCUUUCCUACGAACUAGUGACCAACAGGCUGUUCACUGCCACAGUAGUAUUCCAACAUACCUGGGGAUUCUCCCGAUCAAUUGCUGUAACUGAACCUGGUUAUGUCUCUACUCCUGGCUCUCCAUUCAGGUUAACUUGGAAGAUUGGGAAAUACCCCACAAAUUUUGGUUGACUGCUUUGACCAGCAUGUGUUGGCUUAGCCAACUAUUUUGUAGAACCCUGUGUGUUUUAACUUUAGUCUAUCUGUGAAAUAUUUGAAACCUCAUAAUGUUACAUUAGAGCUUCUUGUUGCAUUAGGUUUGGUCAGUUUUGUACAGGUAGAAUUGUCAUGAAAUGUCAUUGCAUUAUAAUGUGAUCUAGCAGAAUAAAAGCAUCAAUGGAAGUAUUUGUCAUCAUUCCUAAACUGCAUUCCAUUUAUUCCAGAAGUGAGUUAUAUAAAGUAGGCUAGUGAUUUCCUCAGUGAGCACCUCUGCUCCUUUUUUUUUAAAAAAAGGCCCUGACUGAAAGCAGGAAGUUUUAGUAACUAAAGAUGGAGAACAACUUCUGCAAAAUCAGCUGUAAAUACAUUACCGUUGGUAGAAGUGCUGCUGCAGUAAAGGAAUGUAGUAAAUCCUCCUUAAUUCUGCUUUCUCUUCACGUCCAUGGAUUGAACCAUGCCUUUGUUUUACAAUUAUCAACAAGGCUGUGAUGGUAAACUAACGAGCUUCAGAUCUCUCAGAUUUCUAUACAAUUAAUCAAACAACAAUGAAUGACUAGUGUUGGAGGUCUGAGUCAAGGUUUUUGGAAGAGAGAUUUGUAUGAUGGUUCUCAUGCACUUGAUGAUUGAAAUCAAUUGGGGGGGGGGAAUGACUCCAUCUGAAGUCUUACCAAAAUCAUUGAUGUACUUGUUUUUUAAUCUCACUCUUUACAAUUAAACAGAAGUUUGGCUGC